GAUAAAACACAAAUAACAAAAACUGACCGUUGGAUCAAAUUACAAACUCAAUUCUUUAGGCUCGGACAUAAGUUUUUUAUUUUUCCCUCCUCUCUAUUUCUUCCUUUUUCUACUGAAAAUAUACAGACAAUUGACGGCUUCAUUACGAAAAUGGCAAUAAUGGCGGAAAUUAGAAGAAGUGGGGAGUUACAUGAUUUUCAUUUAGCUUCAAGAAGAACCGAAGAAUUAGCACUUAGGAGGUAUCAGGCAGUUCACUGGCUAGAAUGUUUUGUGGGUCCCCUUGGCAUACACAGUGAGCCAUCAGAUAGACAGUUCAUUUCUUGCUUGAGGAAUGGCAUAAUUCUCUGCAAUGUUAUUAACAAAAUUCAACCUGGAUGUAUACCCAAGGUGGUGGAUAAUAACGAGCCUGUGGCAUCUGAAACAGCAAUAUGGGAUUCGAAACCAUUGCCUGCUUAUCAGUACUUUGAGAAUGUUCGAAAUUUUCUGAUGGCGGUCAAAGAAUUGAAACUUCCUGCCUUUGAAGCUUCUGAUUUGGAGAAUUUUGAGGCAGGAUCAGCAGCUAGAAUAGCUGAUUGCAUUCUAGCACUUAAAUCUUAUUAUGAGUGGAAGGAGUGGAGUGGAGGAAAAGGAGUUUACAAGCAUGUAACGAUUAAAUCUCCGCUUCUGCAAUCUGCAGCCAAGAACUUUUCUCGGCCUUUGAAUGCAAUUUCUUCUCAACCUUCUAGGCGGUUAGACAUGUCUGGAUUGUCUGCUGUGGAUGAAAAACAGUCCAUUACAGAUUCCAUUGUCAAGGCACUUACAACCCAUAUGGUUGAUUCAAAGGAGAACAUCAAUGAAAAUUUUCGUACUUCUCUUCAAAACGGAAGCAAGGAUCCAGUACAACUUUUUAAUGAGAUUUUGUCAAGGUGUUUGGAGGAAAAACUAAGCAAUCAAUUUCCAAUGCUAAAAUCUUGUUCUCAAGAUAGCUUAAAAGAAGCAGGCGGAUCACACGCUUCAGUAUCUGUACUAAAAGAAAACUCAUCUUUAAUACAUAACCCUGAGUGCCACAGAACUCAGACCAGAAAAGUUAGCAAGGAUCACUGGCGUCUGUUGUGGAAUCAAGAAAGGGACCUUUCAGAUAUUAAAGCCUUAUGGCACAAGACAAAAGGAGAGUUUGAAUACUUACAAUCUCAGCUGUUGAAUGAUCUAAUGCAUUUAGGAAGCCUUGUUGAAGAGAUGUCUACCCCUGCACUUCGUUACCAAAAAGUUGUCCAAGAGAACAGGAAGCUAUACAACAUGGCCCAAGACUUGAAGGGAAACGUAAGAGUUUACUGCAGGAUCAGACCCAUUCUCAAUAUGGAUGCUAAGAACUUGGUAGAUUUUGUCGGGCAGGAUGGAUCACUUGUGAUUGUUGAUCCAUCAAAACCAAGACCUGAUGGAAGAAAAGUUUUCCAGUUUAAUCAGGUGUAUGGCCCAUCUGCUACACAAGAUGAGCUGUUUAAGGAAAUUCAGCCGUUGAUCAGGUCUGUCAUGGAUGGCUUUAAUGUGUGCAUUUUGGCUUAUGGUGAAACUGGAUCCGGCAAGACACAUACCAUGUAUGGUUCAUCAGGUAUCUCAGAGAAGGAGAUGGGCAUCAACUUUUUAGCUCUAAAAGAUCUCUUCCAAAUAGCUGAGAAGAGAAAAGACACAAAUUAUGAUGUACGUAUUCAAAUGGUCGUGAUAUGCAACAAGGAAAUACAAGACCUUCUGGCCGAAGUUCCUGCACCUGAUGGUGAAUCAAGUCUUCCAGAUGUUGCAUUCCAUUCUGUGAAGUCAAAUGUUGAUGCUAUCAGUUUAGUAAACUCAGGACAAAGAAAAUACAGUUGUCUCAAUACUUCGAAGAUAAACAACUUAAGCAGUCCUUUUCAUAGUGUCGUGACUAUCCAUGUGCAUGGCAAGGAUACAUCUGGAAACAUUUUACGCGGUUGCCUCCACUUGGUCGAUCUUGCUGCCAGUGGAGAGGAUGACACGUCACUAUCGUGCUUGGAGGAUGUCAUAACAUCAUUAUCUCAGAAAAAUUACAACAUUCAACAAGGAAGCAGUAAAAUUACAUCACUUUUGCAAGAUGCUUUAGGAGGAAAUGCAAAGGUAGUGGUGUUCACACAUGUUAUUCCAGAAGGAGAUAACUUUGCAGAGACAGUUAAUACCUUAAAGUUUGCGCAGAAGGUCUCAACUAUUGAGCUUGGAGCUGUUCUGUCAAACAAAAAGAACAUAGAAGUAACACAACUGAAACAAGAGAUUGAGACCCUUAAGAGCGCACUGGGUGACAAGGACCCAAAAAGUCCACUGCCUAAUAGGCAGCUGAGAUCCCCAUAUGAUAAAACAAGAUCAGUAAUCGAAAAAAGUCCUAUAAAAGCAAGAAGACUGAGCAUGGAGAAUCCUGGAAGUGUGAAAUCUGAGAGGCUAGAAAAAUCACCAUUAAAGCAACUAAAGAUAACAACAGACAAUCCCAGUGAUAAACUCUCUAAUCCAACAACAAGUAGAAGCAAAGAGCCCAAGUCACCACUUGAGAAACCAAUGCUUCAAGGGUCCUUCCCAAGAUCUCGGAGGUUGAGCAUUGAAAAUCCCAUGACCAUCAGAAGUGAGAAAAAACAAAAGCUCAAGGAUCCAAAAUCACCUUCUGAAGGGAAAGCCACACUUAAAAAGCUAACUCCUCCAAGAUCACGCCGACUGAGCAUUGAGAAUCCCAAGGCCAUUGCUGACAUCAGAAAGAGUAGUAAAACACCACAAACUUCUCUUCGUGCUCGAAGAUUAAGCUUGGAAGGUCCUAAGGAUUGUACAAAGAAAGGGUUGCGAUCAGCUGAUGUCGUCUCUUCAAAGGACUAUAUUAGCAUUAUGGAGUUUCCUGCUUCUUAUACAAAUGGACCCACUUUCACAGAUUGUGCAACAGAAUUUCCAUCAGUACAACCAUCCCCUGCUGCUUAUACAAAUGGGCCGACUUUCACUGAUUGUGCAACAAAAUUUCCAUCAUUACAACUUGCCCCUGCUGCUAACACAAAGGGACCAACUUUCACAGAUUGCGCAACAAAAAUUCCAUCAUUACAACCACCAAAAACUCCAGAACGCCAGAAACUUGACCUUAAUGAGAUGCACACUCCGGGCAUUGCAAAAAGUACAAACAAGAAGGGAUCUCAAAUAAAAAGAUCACUUAGGACUAUUGGGAAGUUGAUCAAUGGCUCUGAGAAAAGGAGCCAACAGGUGGUCGAAUCAUCGUCAAUGAAGGGGAAAGACAUUGCUCGUGAACCAAGAUCACCCCCUUCAACUAAAGCAAGAACUCUAAGGAGACAGUCACUAACAGGCAUUCCUCCACCACCAGGUUCAAACAGAAGAUCUUCUCUUGAAGGAGGCACAUCGACUGAUGCUCGUCCAACUGACAAUAGGAAUGCAAAAACCCCUCCUCCUGUACGUUCAUCGAUCAAAUUAACAAAUCGUUGGAUGUAAACUCAAAAUGUGGAUGGAUCAUCCUUGCUGCUUCAACUUGAAGCUCAAAUGAACUGAUAUUUGAUGUUUAAUUCAAAAUGUGGAUGGAUAUAGAUCCUUGGUGCUUCGACUUGAAGCUCAAAUUAACUGAUACUUGAUGUAGGUCGAGUGCAAAGGGAGUUUGAGGACAUGAUGAUAUUGAUGUAAAUAGAAAAUGUAAUACAUACAACAAUAAGAUUUGGUGAUUUCACCUCAAUAUUCAUUUUUCCAAAUAGAAAAUGAUGGUCUCUCAUCUUGUAUUCUAAGUUUUUUUUCUUAAGACUGUAAAUCAAUCCGAUAAUAGAUUUUAUCAUACAAAGAUCAGAGGCAGAUCAUUCGAA
Molecule: messenger RNA, 3818 nt
Organism: Spinacia oleracea (spinach)
Lineage: Eukaryota; Viridiplantae; Streptophyta; Magnoliopsida; Caryophyllales; Amaranthaceae
Product: kinesin-like protein KIN-14L
Exons: 19
Coding region: 151-3459 (1102 amino acids)
Biological process (GO): microtubule-based movement
Cellular component (GO): microtubule cytoskeleton
Molecular function (GO): microtubule binding; ATP binding; microtubule motor activity
Source: RefSeq, a predicted model, not a curated record